This is a messenger RNA of Scaptodrosophila lebanonensis, 2417 nucleotides long. RefSeq names its product protein TIS11 (gene Tis11). Bases 398 to 1897 code for a protein of 499 amino acids. NCBI's taxonomy places the organism in Eukaryota, Metazoa, Arthropoda, Insecta, Diptera, Drosophilidae. The transcript is spliced from 4 exons. Gene Ontology annotation, molecular function: mRNA binding; metal ion binding. The record is from RefSeq and is a predicted model, not a curated record.
CGGGACUUCAUACGCAGAACGAACGGCAAAACGUAUGGUUGUGCUCCGAGGAAGCAGUGGCCAUAACUUGUUGUUGACAUGCAGUACGCGCAAAGUUGAUAAGCAAUAAAAAAAAACUAAACCGUACAGUACAAGAAAAUAUGUACAUACAUACAAAUCACAAAUUAAGCAACAACAAAUUCGAAACGUAACCGGCGAAACAACAACAUCAUCAAUAGUUCAAGUGCAUAGGAAAACAAAACAAAUAAACAAACAAAUUCAAACCGCUGUUUAAAUCAAAGUCAAUAGAGCAAAAGCAAAACUCAAAACAAAGAAUAAUUGCUAUCCAGUGUUCCAUAUAAUUUUUAAAUACGAUUGGGCCCAAGCAGCGAAGGAGCAGGCAACAGAAACAACAAACAUGUCCGCGACAAUUGUACAAAAGUCGUCGGCCACAGUUGGCAAUUCUCACUACUUUGAAUGCGGCGACAUUUUUCAAACAGCGAUUGGCGUCGACUCACAGCAACAACAACAGCAAUUGGAGCACAGUCUGGAGGCUAAGGAGCAGCUGCAGCAACAACAGCAGCAGCAGCAGCACCAUCAGCUUCAACUUCAGCAGCAGCAUCAACAGCAUGCAUAUCGUCUCCAUGGUGCUUUGACUCGCACCGUCUCACAGCCAGCGCAGCAGCAGCGCCAACCGCUGCCCGUCCACUUUUCGACAAUUAACGCUCAGGAGCAGCCACAGCCACCACCACAACAGCAGGUUGCCUCAUUGGUGACCAUCAUCGAGAAUCUGGGCAGCAUGAAUCUGCAUCGCAAGUUGGAGCGCACGCAGUCGGAACCAUUGCCACAGCAGCCGAUGAACACUUCUCGCUACAAGACGGAAUUGUGUCGCCCCUAUGAGGAGGCCGGCGAGUGUAAAUAUGGGGAGAAGUGCCAGUUCGCUCACGGAUAUCAUGAGUUGCGGAACUUGCAGAGGCAUCCAAAGUACAAAACUGAAUAUUGCCGUACAUUCCACAGCGUUGGCUUCUGUCCUUAUGGGCCGCGCUGCCACUUCGUCCACAAUGCGGAUGAGGCGCGUGCGUUGCAACAACAACAACAGCAGCAGCAGCAGCAACAACAGAAGCAACAACAACAGCAGCAAUCGACUAACUUUAACCUCAACACAGUCAAUAACAACAACAACAACAGCAGCAGCAACCACAACAAUAAUACCAACAGCAACAAUAAGCAGCACAACAAUAACAACAACAAUAGUCAACAGCCUGUGACCGCCAUUAGCCAAUACUUCCUUCCGCUCAGUCCACCACUGAGCAUGUCGACUGGUUCUGACCGUGAAUCACCCACUGGUUCCUUGUCCCUCAGUCCUACCAACUCAUUGACCAAUUUCCCCUUCAAUGAUGCCAUGCAACAGCAGCAGCAGCAACAACAACAGCAACAGCAGCAUGUACGCGGUGGCGGUUAUAUGAGUCUGGCCGGCGCCACGCCUCCCGAGAGUCCUAAUGCACCCAUAUCGCCGGUGAACACGCCACCUCCAUAUAAUAGCAAGCCUCUGGAGUUUGCUUCGCUGUCGACGGCCACAUUAGUCUCAGCAGCCGUCGCCACCGCGACACCGUCUCCUUGGCCCGGUGCAAGCACGCCAUUGGCAUCGUCGAUCUCAUCGACUUUAUCGGUAUCGACAUCGAUAUCGACACUCUCUUCGUUAGCUUCGUCGUCUUCCAAGUCUUCCAGUGAUAAUAAGCAAAUGCUUCAAAAAAGUUCCAGCACACCCUGUGACUGCAACCAUGUGACCAUUGGACACGUUGGCGCUGUCCCAACGGUUCCGGUUCCAGUGGGGGUUCCAGUCGCUGUCGAGGACGCGCCCCGUCUGCCCGUCUUCAAUCGACUGAGCUCAACAAUGGAUGCUUAUCAGCAGCAAUAAAACAAUUUCGGACUGUAAACAACAACUUAACAUUACAGCAACAGAGCAGCUUCAACAAACAACAUUAACGAGUAAAACAACAAAAACACAACGCACAAAUUUGAUAAAAUCUCAAUCUACUACUACAGCAACGACAACAAAAAUCAUUGACUACACCAACAAAAAAGAAUAAGAAAUGAAAUGUAACACAUGCAACAAAUGUUGGCAUGCUGCCUUCCCUGCUUAGCCAAGACACAUACCGCACUGUUAAACAACAUACACUAUCACUACUAUUGUUGCUGCUCCUGCUUAGCUAAGCCACAAACCCAGAGAAUAUUGAGUGGCAGCACUAUUUCAAUUUCAUUAUUUGUUACGUUUUUUAUUUGAUUUGAUUUUCUUUACUUUAAUUUUUUUUAUUAUCACCACCAGCUUGCUCAAAUUACUUCUUUAGUUUCCUUAGUUAAUUUCUAUUUAAUUUAUUUGAUUCUGAAAUUGUUUUUAAAUUCAUUAUUUGUUCAUUAUUAUUUAAAGAUGAUGAUGG